AUGGCACUAGACUUUAGGAGCCCCCUCCGAGUCGCUCAGUCUGUGACAGACCUCUUACGGUUUUCUCCUCCGUGCUCCCCCCCGCCUCCUCCCCCCCGCCCACCCUGGAAUCGCUACCGCCCGUCGGAGAGCAUGCAGGGCCUGCUGAUCGCUCUCUUUGGGGGCGGCGUGCCAGCCGGUUUUGCCGCCUUGUUCACCCGCAUGGCCAACGAGGCUUCGGGCAUCCCCUCGCUGCAGAUCCUCCUCUUCCGCUGCAUCCUCCACCUGUUCUUCUUCGGCUGCAUCCGCUUCCAGAAGAUCCCCUGCUGCGGACCGCCCGAGUCCCGCAAGCGGACCUUCUACCACGCCUGCGUCAACAUCAUCUCCAUCGGCUUCGCCUAUACCUCCUUCAUGGUGGUGCCCAGCGGGAACGCCACCACGGUCCGCAAGGGCUCCUCCACCAUCUGCUCCACCCUGCUGGCUUUGUACGUGGAGAAGAACCACCUGACGGGCUACGACUGGUUUGGGCUGGCGGGCAGCACGUUGGGGGUGGUCAUCAUGGUGGUGCCGGACUUGCUGAACCUGGACAAGAGCACCCAACUCUACGACGCUCUGGGCUACCUCCUGGCUUGCAUGGGAGGGGUGCUCUUGGCCUUGGGCCUGGUCAUCUUCCGGAGCUUGGACUUCCCAGCGAAGCUGGUGACGGUGACGUUCCUCUUUGGCGCCGUGGGGAGCGUGCUGUGCCUCCCGGCCAUGUUCCUGCUGCAGGAUCCGGUCCUGCCCGAGGACCUUCUGACCUGGACUUGCGUGCUGUCUGCAUCCCCGCCUGUCCUUCCCAGCGCCAGCUAAUGGGUGAUCUAAAACCCACCUAGUCUCUUGGUGUGGCCGCAGGUUGCACUCCAAGUGGUGGUGACUCUGCCGGCCCAGUACCACGUAAGCUGGUGGGAGGUGGUGACCCCCUUCGACAUCAUGGGGGCCGGGGUCAUCCUGGGAAGCAUCGCCAUCAUCACUGCCCAGAAUAUCAGCUGCGACACGCCCCAGGAUGACGAAGGGGUGGUGUGA
Messenger RNA from Sphaerodactylus townsendi, 1041 nucleotides. RefSeq names its product solute carrier family 35 member G3-like. The record is from RefSeq and is a predicted model, not a curated record. Lineage: Eukaryota; Metazoa; Chordata; Lepidosauria; Squamata; Sphaerodactylidae.